This is a messenger RNA of Epinephelus fuscoguttatus (brown-marbled grouper), 4077 nucleotides long. RefSeq names its product MICAL-like protein 1. Bases 509 to 3748 code for a protein of 1079 amino acids. Gene Ontology annotation, molecular function: protein binding. Lineage: Eukaryota; Metazoa; Chordata; Actinopteri; Perciformes; Serranidae. The transcript is spliced from 15 exons. The record is from RefSeq and is a predicted model, not a curated record.
UGGAGCACAACCACCACAACAUGGACUACACAGCAAGUAACGGGAUUUGAUUUAAAGUUUACACCCAUUAUAUUAAAUCGACCAGGAGCCAUCGGAUCUCUGCAGAUGUCUGUGUUUGACGACACGUCGCCUCAUUCAGAAGCUCUCUGCUGGUUUGUGCUGGGAAGUGUCAUUGUGUAGUGAGUGAGGGAAACCAUUGACACUUAUGUUGUGGCUGGGAACACUGGAGCAAUGUGAAGUCGCUUUACACGCGCGGGCACCUUGGUUAUUAUUUGGUAGAGCAACCUCACAGGGAGAAAUACAACUUCCUUCCUGCUGUUUCACCCAAUCGACAAUGCACGAGUCUGGCCGCAGGUUUCUGAGAAAAAAAGUAGUUGCAUGGGUGGUAGGUGCUCGUUUCCUGUUUCCUCCUCAAAGCAAAACCUGCCCAGCUUUAUUUGAUCUCCUUUACUCAAAGUGAAUUAAGUGCCAUGUUCAGCCAGUCUAUAUCUCAAAUCUCACACAAGAUAUGGCAUCUCCGAAGACUGUGCUGGAGUGGUGCCGCGUCACAUGCGCCAAUUACCCCAACGUGGAGAUAAAGAACAUGUCAACCUCCUUCAGGGAUGGACUUGCAUUCUGUGCCAUCAUCCACAAACACCGACCUGACCUGAUAGAUUUCAGCUCCUUGUCCAAAGAUAAUGUUUAUCAGAAUAACAAACUGGCAUUUGAUACAGCAGCGAGGGAGCUGGGCAUCCCCCCGCUGCUGGACCCAAAGGACAUGGUGUCCGCCAAGGUGCCUGAUUGCUUGAGCGUCAUCACCUACCUUUCCCAGUACUACUACUACUUCAACAGGAAGUCUUAUGGUGUACUAGCCGGUCUCGCCAGUUUGAAGUCAUCACAUGUCGCUUUUCUAAACAACCUCACAAAGACUAAAAGUCCGGAUAGUCUCAAACCCCUGAAGAGUCUGACUCAUCUGGAAACCAGUAGAGAAGAUCGUUUGUCCAACGCGAGGCCACGGACGGUGUGUAGUUUGUGUUUUAGGCCUGUUCACCUGAUCCAGAGACAUCUGAUUGACGGGAAGGUCUACCAUCGCAGCUGUUUCAGGUGCAAAGUAUGCUGCAGCACUCUGCUACCAGGCUCUUACACACAGGGAAGUGAUGCUGGCUCCUUGAUCUGCACUCACCACUUAACAGACAGUGAAAGUACCCGCGUUGACCUCAGUCAGCCAGUCAGAUCUGCUGAGAGUCGACCCAAACGUGAUUAUCAGUCAGGUUAUUUUUCUCUGGGUGGAUCGGCUAUUAGCAGCGUCCCUCAUUACACUAAGAAAACAGAGUCACAGGAUAGACUGGUUUGUAAAACAAUAGAGACCGAGGGGAAAGAGAGGCAGGAGAGGAUCAAAGAGGUGAAAGAGGAAGGAAACAGAGACUCACCUGUUGGACCGAAGAAGCCAGCGCGUCCUCGUCUUCCUGGAAAAGCUGGAUCGGCACCCAUUCCGACAGAUAGCGAGUCACAACAGGAAGGGGCAAAGACUCAAGAGACAUCUGAGCUCUCUUCACAGUGUGAACGAGCGACAGAAGGAAGGAGUCGGCCGGUUCCAGCGCCCAGGCGACUGUUGGACUCUUCUGUAGCCCCUGUUCCUACACCCAGGAACAAAACGGCCCAGCCCAUGUACAGCUCCCGCUCUGCAGGUUGGCCACCCAGCCAAGAUGGAUGUUCACCCGUCUCAUCUCGUGUCACCAGCCCGACCAGGGAUAGCCCCAGGGUGCAAACCAACCAUCCUUGGUUAUCCAUCGUCCAUCCUGGACCCUGGACACAACUGCCUCCAAUUGAAUCUCCUCUACUCAUUCCUCGAUACAAAUCUAUCCCUAAGCAGCGAAGCUCAUGCCCUCGACCCAGAGUUCGUCCUCCCAAUCCAUUUGCAGAGGUGGUGAAUGAGGAGGCUCUGGAGAAGAUCACUGAACCUGAACCUGAACCUGAACCUGCAGCUGUCAGUGAAGGGAUUGGGGACACAGUUGCUGUAGUUUGUGCUGGAUAUGCUGCCAUUGAAUGUACACCUGAAGAGACUGUUGGAGCUUCAAGUGAACCAGCGAAAGAAACUUGUGUUGUAUCAGAUUUGGAUAAAACUGAAAACAAAGCAGGUUCACUCCCAGAUGUGACAGACACAGCAGCAGCAGCAGCAGCAGGGCUGCAUGCCAAUUUAGAUACAGAGGAGGCAGCACGGCUGUGUGCCACUUCAGGUACAGAAGCAGCAGCAGGGCUGUGUGCCACUUUAGGUACAGAAGAAGCAGCAGGGCUGCAUGCCACUUUAGAUACAGAGGAGGCAGCACGGCUGUGUGCCACUUCAGGUACAGAGGAAGCAGCGGCAAUUCUGUGUGCCACUGUAUAUACAGAAGAGGCAGCAGGGCUGUGUGCCAUUUCAGAUAGAGAAGAAGCAGCAGCAGGGCCGUGUGCCACUUCAGGUACAGAGGAAGCAGCAGCAAUUCUGUGUGCCACUGUAGAUACAGAAGCAGCAGCAGCAGCAGCAGCAGCGGCAGGGCUGUGUGCCAUUUCAAAUACAGAAGAAGCAGCAGCAGGGCUGUGUGCCAUUUCAGAUAGAGAAGAAGCAGCAGCAGGGCCGUGUGCCACUUUAGGUACAGAAGAAGCAGCAGGGCUGCAUGCCACUUUAGAUACAGAGGAGGCAGCACGGCUGUGUGCCACUUCAGGUACAGAGGAAGCAGCGGCAAUUCUGUGUGCCACUGUAUAUACAGAAGAGGCAGCAGGGCUGUGUGCCAUUUCAGAUAGAGAAGAAGCAGCAGCAGGGCCGUGUGCCACUUCAGGUACAGAGGAAGCAGCAGCAAUUCUGUGUGCCACUGUAGAUACAGAAGCAGCAGCAGCAGCAGCAGCAGCGGCAGGGCUGUGUGCCAUUUCAAAUACAGAAGAAGCAGCAGCAGGGCUGUGUGCCAUUUCACAUACAGAGAGAGAGCCACAGAGCCACAUUUUACCCAGGAGUGUUUCUGUGCCUGCUAUCACAUCUGCUCCCUUGACGGAGGCAAAUGAAUAUGGUCAGUUCACUUCAUCUCUAAGUAAGCUGGCCUGCAGAGAGAAUCCCUUUGAUCGGAAACCUGCGAUGCUCAAAUCAAAGAGCUGUCAGGUCCUCCCAUCGACACGGGGCCCUGCCCCCGGACAUGGCUUUCCACUCAUCAAGAGGAAGGUGCAGACAGACCAGAAUGUGUCCACAGAAGACCUGCAGGUAGAGAUCAGAGAGCUGGAUAAACAUCUGGAGGCACUGGAACAAAGGGGAGUCGAAUUGGAGGGGAAUCUAAGAGACACCAAGAAUGGUAAAGAGGAGGAACAGAUGCUGAUGGAGUGGUUCUCUCUCAUCCAUGAGAAACAUGUUAUGAUGCGCAAAGAAACAGAGCUGGUUUACCUGAAAAAGCAGCAGCAGUUAGAGGAGAGACAGGCGGAUGUGGAGUAUGAGCUCAGAUGUCUCCUCAAUAAACCAGAGACUGACUGGAGUCAGGAGGAUCGAGUUCGGGAGCAGCAGCUGAUGAAUGAGCUGGUCGCCAUCAUCGAACAGAGGAACGAGAUCGUCAGCAGCUUGGAUCAGGACAGGCAGAGGGAAAGAGAAGAAGAUGAUCUUAUGGAGGCUAUGAUGAAAAACAAAGAGUUCCAGAAAGAGGGACUAAAAGAGCUAAAGAAGUCAAAAGGAAAGUUCAAGGCCACAAAAAUGUUUAAGCUGCUGAACCAGAGAGCAGAGAGCACCAAAGACUCUGUGGACCAGAAGAGCUGAAGCACUGUCAAGACUGCCGAAACACAUACUUUGAAAUGAUGAAGAUGAUAGAAGCAAAAAAGUGGAAUAUGAUCACAACAUGUAAUAGUUUAUAAAUGUUAUGUUGAAGAGCUGUAUAGACAAAAGGAAAUAUCAUUCUCAGUGCAAAUGUUUUAUUGUUUUCUCUUCCAUGUUUCUUUACUUUCCCUAUCUCCUACAUAUCAAUAUUUAUGCUUUUAUUUUAUUCCAUUAUAUACUUUUAUCAGUGAAAGUAUGCAAUAUUGUAUUUGGAAGUUUUUUGUCUUGUUUGUGUCAAAGAAUUGUAUAUUUAAUGAUUAAACAGGUCUCAU